AUGGCCGCCGCAGCUGUUCAAACACCCAUCAUCCCCAACACCAAUCCGCAAGUCCAUCAAACGGAGCGGUCCACUCCAAAGCGUGAUGUGCGAACUAUUCUGAAUUAUUAUAAACCAAAUGAAGAUGGCUCGCCUCCUCAUCCUACCUACAUAGAUCGUCCGGAAACGUACAACCAACCCUUCGAGCCGCAUGACAUUACGGUCAGGGAUAUUGCCGGCGAAGAAGACAAGUAUACGCUUGAUAGGAAUGGAUUCCAGGUUCAUAGGCACGUUGCCACGGAAAAGGACUUUCUAGACGAGGCUCAAAUCAAGAGUAACUACUAUGCUGAAACGGAACAGCUCCUCAAAGACGUUACAGGAGCUUCCAAAGUCUUCAUAUUCGACCACACCAUCCGCCGCGCACCGCCCAACUCAAACGGCACACUCCGCGGCCCAGUCCAACGCGUGCACAUCGACCAGUCCUACUCGGCGGCGCUGUCCCGCGUGCCUCACCACCUCCCCGACCAGGCGGACCAUCUCCUCAAGGGCCGCGUGCAGAUUAUCAAUGUCUGGCGGCCGAUCAAGAAGAUUGAGCGGGAUCCGCUUGCCGUUGCGGAGGCGCAUUCCGUGCCGGACGCGGACCUCGUGGUACGGGAGCUGAUUUAUCCGAAUAGAAGGGGGGAGACGUACGCCGUCAAGUAUAAUGAGGGGCAUAAGUGGUUUUAUCGGUCGGGGCUGGAGCCGGGGCAGGUGUUGCUGAUUAAGUGUUUUGAUAGUAAGACGGAUGGGAGGGCGAGGAGGGUGCCGCAUACGGCGUUUGAGGAUGGGGGUGUUGGGGAGGCGAGGGAGAGUAUUGAGGUGAGAGCUUUGGUGUUUCAUGAGGGUGACGAUGGUUUGUGA
This is a messenger RNA of Pochonia chlamydosporia 170, 879 nucleotides long. RefSeq names its product methyltransferase. Gene Ontology annotation, molecular function: oxidoreductase activity. Lineage: Eukaryota; Fungi; Ascomycota; Sordariomycetes; Hypocreales; Clavicipitaceae. The transcript is spliced from 2 exons. The record is from RefSeq and is a predicted model, not a curated record. Bases 1 to 879 code for a protein of 292 amino acids.